AUAGAUACAUAUCGUUUAAUAGGUGGAUUAAAUUUAAAUACAUUAACUAAAUUUAAUAUUAAAUUUAAAGAUUUUUUAUUUUUAUAUAUAUUUAGAUAUAGAGCAUAUAUAAUUUUAAAACAAUUUAAACAACCAGAUUGGUGUUUUUUUGAAAUUCCUGAUAUUUCAUAUGAUGAUAUUUCUUAUUAUUCUAUUCCUUCUAAUUAUAAUUCAAAUAAAAUAAUUACAAAUAUGUUUAAUUCAAUUUUAGAUAAAAUAGGAUUAAAUAAUCAAGAAAAUAAAAUUAUUUCUAAGUUAGCCGUUGAUGUAGUAUUAGAUAGUGUAUCUAUAGUAGAUACAAUUACUAAUUUUUUACUUAAAAUUGGUAUAAUUUUUAUGCCUUUUUUCGAAGCUAUAAAAUACUUUCCUUCUUUAGUAUUUAUAUAUAUAGGUACCAUUGUAUCUUUAGAAGAUAAUUUUUUUGCUACUUUAAAUUCUACAAUAUUUAGUGGUGGUUCUUUUUGUUUUAUAGCAAAAAAUAUUAAAUGUAAUAUUAAUUUAUCUACUUAUUUUAGAACUCAAUCUGAAGAUUUUGCUCAAUUUGAAAGAACAUUAUUAAUAGUAAAUGCUUUUGCUACAGUAAUAUAUACAGAAGGUUGCUCUGCUCCUAUUUUUUUAGAAUCUCAAUUACAUGUUGCAUUAGUUGAACUUUUAGUAAAAGAAAAAGGAAUACUAAAUUAUUCUACUGUACAAAAUUGGUACCAUGGAGAUCAAUCCGGAGAAGGUGGUUUAUAUAAUUUUACAACAAAACGUGGUUGGUGUUUUAAAAAAGCUAUUUUAGAUUGGGUUCAAAUAGAAAUGGGAUCUGCUAUUACAUGAAAAUAUCCUUCUACAUAUUUAAUAGGAGAUUUUUCUUCAAGUAAUUUUUUUUCUUUAUCUUUAAUUUCUGAAAUGCAAAUAGCAGAUACAGGAAAUAAAAUGUUACAUAUUGGAUCUUAUACUAAAAGUCGUGUUUAUUCAAAAAGUAUUUCAUUAAAUAAUUCAAGUUAUGCAUAUAGAGGAUUAGUAAAAAUUUUUAAAAAUGCUAAAUAUACAUAUAAUUAUACAGAAUGUAAUUCAUUAUUAUUAGGAGAUAAUACAUUUACAAUAACUAUACCUUAUACAAUUGUAAAUAAUUAUUCUACUUUUAUAAAUCAAGAAGCUAGUAUUUCUAAAUUAGAAUCAGAUUUUAUUUUCUUUUUAUUACAAAGAGGAAUUAAUCUUAAAAUAGCAUUAACUUUAUUAAUUUAUGGUUUUUGUCAAAAUAUUUGUUCUAAAUUACCUUUAGAAUUAGAAUUAGAAGUACCUUUAUUAAUUUUAAUGCGUACUCAGUCUAAUUUUUAA
Messenger RNA from Cyclospora cayetanensis, 1362 nucleotides. RefSeq names its product UPF0051 protein in atpA 3'region-like. NCBI's taxonomy places the organism in Eukaryota, Apicomplexa, Conoidasida, Eucoccidiorida, Eimeriidae. The record is from RefSeq and is a predicted model, not a curated record. Gene Ontology annotation, biological process: iron-sulfur cluster assembly. The annotation marks the transcript as partial. The transcript has a single exon.